UGGACCAUGGCGUAAAGACGGAGAGGUCUCAAUGCAUCCGAAAACAUUGCGUUUGUGUUAAUUGAGCGCGUGUCGUGAGCAUGGGGCGAGGCGCGUGACGAACAGCAGAUAAAGCAGAAACGGAGCGGCAAUACAGAAAUCGCCAAGGACCACUGAGAAGGAAAACAAGGUCUCUGUGUUCACAUUACCGUGCUGGUUGUCCGGACCCCAACUAUUCCAAGCAGGUAAUCUGCUGACACCUGCAUUGACGUCCCAUGGAAAAUAUAGUUCACCUUGGAAAAACCUGGAAAUAAAGUAACAGAACCUAUGGCAACAAGAGCCCGAGAAUCAUGAGACAACAUACAAAUAAUAAGGACAAAGCAUGUCUACAUUAAUCUUGCCACAACUAUUUAGAAUAAACCGGCUACAAUAAUCAGUCCUGGCCAGCGGUAUGGCCGACCCUACCACCCCUGCCCCGCAGACGGACCAGGGGAUUCUUAUUCUGGCUUACAUCGCCGGAGUCGCUGGCUUGAUUCUAGUGUUAUUCUGCGUGUGCUUUUGGGUUCGAAGAAUUCGAUGGAGACCGGGAAGGAAAUACCUCAAAGAGCAAAAGGAAAGGCAAGUAGCUAUGCAAGCUGCCCUAACGGGGCAGCCUUUACGAUAUAAAAAUGGCCAUCCAAAAGUCAUUACUGUCAAAGAACAAGAAAAGGUUAAAAAGAAAGAAGCCAAGAAAAAUAUGGUAAAAGUGACAGUGCACGACAUUAAAAUGGAGAGGUUACAACGCCGCAAAGGAAUAAAUACCAGUCCGUUGAAUGGGAAAUCUCACAAUGGGAAAGCGGUUAGUUCGUCCAUGGAUCUUAACGGUCGUCAUAGUAACGCCGCAAACGGUGACGUGGUAGACGAACCAUACGGUUCCAUACCCGCCAUCAAGAGAAGUCAAGCCUUUUACGGCUCAGUAAGCAGUUUAGAACUCCCCAGUUUAGCACCAAUUCAUGAAGGAAUGCACUCCCCGAAACAACAGACACGAGAAAAUUUGCAGCUGGAGGAACACGACGAAGAUGACGUCACGAAUCACGUGGUGGAAUGUGACGUUCAUGUGUCAGCUCGAAGACACAACUCACAUGACAAUAACUCAGUCCCUGAUAUUGUUGUCCACAGGGACCAGGAGAUAGAAAUUAUCAAUGACGUAGACGAGCACCCUGCAAAGUUGGGUGUGAAAAUGGAUGAAGAUACUGACGGUGCCAAAUCUGAAAAGCCAAUAGAAACGCCAAGAGAGAAGAAAGCAAAAUCCCCACUUAAAAAUAACAGUUCUGAUGCGAUUGCCGGAAAGAAAGAGGAAACAAAUUCAGAAACAAUAGUCAGCAAGUCCAGAUCUGCAGGAAAUUUGCAAACUGACUCCGAUACUACGAAAGUAUCAAACGCUCAGGUAAUGGAAAAAAUGAAAUCUGAGUCUGCAGCGGAAUUGCGGUCCAGAACACCAAGAAAGAAAUCCCCCAGAAACAAAACAGAACUGACUGAAAAUCAAGACGUAGCCAUCGUCACUACGCGGAAAAAGAAAACAAAAUCGCCGCGGAGCGUGCAAUCUGAUGGAGUCACUGACUCUGUGGAUUUUAAUGCGAUGGACAUGUCAGAAAAUUCUCAAGUAAAAAGGGUACGGAAAAAGAAGUCACCUCGACCUGAACAAGGUACGGAGGCCGAGGAGAGGUCUGUUGUUAAUUCCAAAGCAACGAAUGACGGGGAAACAUCUUCAAAACCGAGAAAGAAAAAGGCUCCAACUCCUCGAAAUACCGAGGCUGGAGAAGACAACCCGUCCUUCGUAGAGGAAGUUUAAUGUUUUAAAUUUGCCAAAACCAACUGUAGCACCUAACACAAUGUAUCAUCUUACACAUUGUCUCAUCUCACACGUUGCCUCAAUUAACAUACUGUAUCACCUCUUACAUUGCCUCAACUAAUACGUGCACUGUAUCACCUCUUACAUUGAUUCAACUAACAUACUGUCUCACCUCUUACAUUGUCUCAACUAACACACUUUCUUACCUCUUACAUUGUCUCAACUAACACACUGCCUCACCUCUUACAUUGUCUCAACUAACACAGUCUCACCUCUUACACUGCCUCGACAAACACGCUGCAUUACCAAACACAUUCACCGAUACGUGUUCUUGAUUGGCUCGUUUGAAAGAUCCCCACUAAAAUGACACAGAAAGGUGGAAAAUGAUCAAAGUUGACGAAUUUCUGCUUAAGAAUGAUUUGCCAGAGGUUACACAUAAGAAACGUCAACAUCAAUGGUCCGGACCAGUGACUGUCAGAAAAAAAUCGGAUCGGUUUUACAUAUUUAUGGGGCCAUUUUUCUGGCAUUUUUCAUAUUUGCAAUUUAAGAGCAGGCUCUUUUAACCAUGGCAAUGCACUGUCCUCAUAAGACGGGAAAAUAUUUGUGCCAUGUUUAAAAAAGUCAGAAAAGACUUGCAAAAUCAUUAUUUGAGUAUUAUUGGAAUAAUUCAAUGAUUUGCAUCAAACCUAAGCAAUAAUUGAUUGGGCAUCAUAUAACUUACACGUGCCAUGCUCGAGUUAUUUAAGCUGCUGUAAAUCAAUGAAAAUCAAGGUCACCCCCAGAGGAUCACGAUGGCGAGAGAUGACAAUAGAUAACCUUUGUAACAAACGAACUUAGAAAAUAUUCGGGAAAAUGUGGAUGAAUGAAAUAUGUUGAAUGACCUCUGGCGCUCCAAUUAUUGUUAACACCUUCACCUUGACAGUAAUAUUACACGCAUUUCAGUAGCUCUUUUGGGUCGCACAGUUGAAAACGCCCAGGUAUAUCUUAAAGAAUCGGAAUCAUCGAAUAAUAUGCAUUGCUACAGAACAGAAUACUUUGACAGCAGCCAUUUCAGCCAUUUUACUGCUUUGUACACACACUGGACAAUAGAAGUGGCACCCCUACUGAACCAAUACUUUGGGGGAGAUAAAUGACUGUGGAAUGAUAUGCUCCUGGUAUCAUUUUAUUAACAGCAAAUUUUACGAAAGAAACGGUUCUGGCUGAACAAUUCAACUGUAUCGAUAUUCUGACAUUGCUUAUAUUCCGCCUCUUCGGGUUAAUGAUUACUCUGAUUCAGGGGGGCACUUCUAUUGUGUGUAGGUCUGGUCAUUUGACAUCGACUUUGUCAAAAACGUGGCAGGAUGACACUGAUUCCAAAUGCAUAGUUAAAUUUUGUCUCCUAGCUAGCAGCAAAUUCAUAUGCGGAAGUUCUUGUAUUAACUCUAACGUAUACAAAAAUCUCCCUCUACCUGCAGUGACAGCUCUUGCAUCUUUAAUUGUCCAGGUGGAAAGGAGCUCUACCGACAUACUAUCGAUAUUACCAAUACAUCCGAUUUUCUCUUCUAAAUUAUAAAGCCGAUUAACUUGUUAAUUCUAUAUUUUUUCAUUAGAAGUGGAGGCAAUUGGCCCACAUGGAAUUAAUCAUAGCGUGAUAGUAGUAAUUGCACUAACCUGAAGUGGAUUAGGAAAGAAAAUUUGGUCUUUGAGUAUAGUUUGUAUGUAUAGGCAGAGACCACUAUGACAAGCAUACAGUUCAUACACGGGGGAUGCACCCU
Molecule: messenger RNA, 3564 nt
Organism: Lingula anatina
Lineage: Eukaryota; Metazoa; Brachiopoda; Lingulata; Lingulida; Lingulidae
Source: RefSeq, a predicted model, not a curated record